Impatiens glandulifera is the source of this 1074-nucleotide messenger RNA. Its product is annotated as protein ORANGE-LIKE, chloroplastic. The record is from RefSeq and is a predicted model, not a curated record. The coding region runs from base 25 to 972 and encodes 315 amino acids. The transcript has 9 exons. Lineage: Eukaryota; Viridiplantae; Streptophyta; Magnoliopsida; Ericales; Balsaminaceae. Gene Ontology annotation, cellular component: chloroplast membrane.
GUGAGAGCUUGAAUUUACAGAGAGAUGGCUUCUUUCUCUCUCUAUUCUUCAUGUAUUCCUUUUGCUAAGAUCGAAUUGAAGAAGAAGAAUCUGAUUUUUCUCAAUCCUUCAAUUGAAAGGAGGAACAAUGGAACUAUUUCCUCACGCACAUCCGAAUUUCGACUUCUCUGUUCUUCUUCAAAGAGUUCGUCUGCUCCGAUUCCUGCCGGCGGUGAUAAUUCUCCAAGCAACUUUUGUAUCAUUGAAGGACCAGAAACAGAUGAGGAUUUUGUCCAGAUGCAGUAUCAGGAGAUCCAGGACAAUAUUAGAAGUAGGCGCAAUAAGAUCUUUCUACUAAUGGAAGAGGUUCGGAGGCUGAGGAUACAACAGAGGUUGAGGAACAUUGAUGUCUAUGACAAUUUAGAAGAUGAAAAUGAGAUGCCUGACAUUCCAUCAUCCAUUCCAUUUCUUCCACAUAUGACACCAAAAACACUGAAGCAACUUUAUUUGACCAGCUUUGGACUUAUAUCUGCUAUCAUUACCUUUGGAGGGCUUUUUGCACCAAUACUGGAGCUAAAACUAGGAGUUGGAGGCACAUCCUAUGAAGAUUUUAUACGCGGCAUGCAUUUGCCUCUACAAUUGAGCCAAGUGGAUCCUAUUGUGGCUUCAUUUUCUGGCGGAGCAGUUGGUGUUAUAUCUUCUUUAAUGUUGAUCGAGGUUAACAAUGUUGAACAACAGGAGAAGAAAAGAUGCAAGUAUUGUCAUGGAACUGGAUACUUGGCAUGUGCUCGAUGUUCUGCAAGUGGAGUUUGUCUAAAGAUCGAACCAAUCUCAAUAGCUAGUGAUUCUAAUAAACCAUUACGAGCACCGACCACCCAAAGGUGUUUAAACUGCUCCGGCGCAGGAAAGGUCAUGUGCCCAACAUGUCUCUGCACUGGGAUGGUAAUGGCAAGUGAACAUGAUGCAAGGAUAGAUCCAUUUGAUUUAACAUGAUUAUCAAGAUACCCUUCUUCUUCUUCAACCAAGGUUUCAUCUGAUUGUGAGCUUUGGUACAAUGCUGGAUGAUGCAAAAUUGAUUUAUCAUAACUUUUAUUG